CAUCUGUCUGUCCUUCCUCCUCUCGCUCGUCUUCCUCGCUCUCCCAUCCUGCACUGCUGCCUUCAGAUCUCCCUCUCUCUCCCUCUCUCUCUCUCGUUUGGCGCUGUCAGACGGAGGGACAGAAGAGUGAGAGGAGGGAGGACAGACAGAUAGAUGAAAGAGAGAGAGACUGAGAAUGAGUGUGUGAGUGAAGAUGUGUGUGUGUGGAUGUGUGUGAGUGUGUGUGUGUGUGGAUAUGGACUGUCUCUGCAUCGUCACAACCAAGAAGUAUCGUUACCAAAAUAAUGAGACUCCACCCACUGACCCCAGCCCUGGUCACGUGACGCACGGACGCAGCAGUGAACUGACACACGCACACCUGGACGGCUACACGCACCCUGCCGCGGUCACUAUGAACGGAUCAGAAGGAGAGCUGGAGUACGAAGAGAUCACGCUGGAGAGGGGGAACUCUGGUUUAGGGUUCAGCAUCGCAGGAGGAACUGACAACCCGCACAUCGGAGACGACCCGUCCAUCUUCAUCACCAAGAUCAUCCCCGGAGGAGCCGCAGCCCAGGACGGACGCCUCCGGGUCAACGACAGCAUCGUGUUCGUCAAUGACGUGGACGUGCGUGAGGUCACUCACUCCAUCGCCGUGGAAGCACUGAAGGAGGCGGGGCCUGUGGUCAGGCUGUACGUGCUCCGGCGACGCCCACCGAGUGAACGCAUCACACAGAUCAAACUCGUGAAAGGCCCUAAAGGUCUGGGUUUCAGUAUAGCGGGGGGCGUGGGAAACCAACAUGUUCCUGGAGACAACAGCAUCUACGUCACCAAAAUCAUUGAGGGUGGCGCAGCACACCGUGACGGACGGCUACAGAUAGGAGACAAAAUACUGGCUGUGAACCACAUGUCUCUGGAGGAUGUCCUUCACGAGGACGCUGUGUCAGCUCUGAAGAAUACAGGGGAGGUGGUCUACUUAAAGGUGGCCACGCCCACCUCACAGUACAUCCACCCCUCUGAGCGCUACAGCCCCCCCAACCUGACCAGCUCCUACAUGGAACCGGACUACAUGUGUGAUUACCCACAAGCCCUGCCCCCUCCGUCGCCACGGCGAUACUCACCUAUCCCUCGUGGCAUGAUGGGAGAUGAUGACUAUUCCAGGGAGCCCCGCCGGGUGUGUGUCCAACGGGGGUCAACCGGUCUGGGAUUCAACAUUGUUGGUGGCGAGGACGGAGAAGGAAUCUUCAUCUCAUUCAUCUUGGCAGGAGGACCAGCUGACCUCAGCGGGGAACUAAGAAAGGGGGACCAGAUCCUCAGUGUGAACGGCGUGGAUCUCAGGUAUGCCACACAUGAACAGGCAGCGGCGGCGCUGAAGAACGCCGGACAGACUGUUACCAUAGUAGCACAGUACAGACCAGAGGAGUACAGUCGCUUUGAAGCAAAGAUCCACGACCUGAGGGAGCAGAUGAUGAACAGCUCGUCUGGAAGCCUGAGAGCCAGCCGCAGCUUCUACAUCAGGGCUUUGUUUGACUACGAUAAGCAAUGGGACUGCGGCGUCCUGUCACAAGCUCUGGACUUUAACUUUGGGGAUGUGCUUCAUGUGAUGGACAGCGCGGACGACGAAUGGUGGCAGGCCAGACGGCUGAACCAGCAGGGGGAGCUGGAGGAGCUGGGAUACAUCCCAUCCAAACACAGAGUGGAGAGGAAGGAAUGGACACGGCUGAAAAACAAAGGUCGAGAAGGUUUCCUUCACAGCUAUGAGCUUGUCACGCAGAUUGAAGUGGACUACGCCCGACCCGUUAUCAUUCUGGGUCCAACCAAAGACCGGGUCAACGAUGACCUACUGUCCGAGUUCCCUGACAAGUUUGGCUCCUGCGUCCCUCACACGACUCGCCCUCGGCGGGACUAUGAGGUCGAUGGGCGCGACUACCACUUUGUGUCAUCACGGGAACAAAUGGAGAGGGACAUCCAGUCCCAUCGCUUCAUCGAGGCGGGUCAGUACAACAACCACCUGUACGGGACGUCGGUGCAGAGCGUGAGACAGGUGGCUGAACAGGGGAAACACUGCAUCCUGGAUGUAUCAGCGAACGCAGUGAGGAGGCUGCAGGCAGCUCAGCUCCACCCCAUCGCCAUCUUCAUCCGACCGCGAUCACUGGAAAACAUUCUGGACUUGAACAAGCGUCUGUCGGAGGAUCAGGCGAGGAAAGCUUUGGACCGAGCCCUCAAACUGGAGCAGGACUUCAUUGAGUGCUUCACAGCCAUCGUGCACGGGGACAGUUUUGAAGAAGUCUACCACCUGGUCAAAGCCGUCGUCGAGGAGCAGAGCGGUCCCUAUAUCUGGGUCCCUGCCCGCGACAGACUCUGAUUGGUUGCUGCCAGCCACGCCCCCACCCCCAGUGUCACCUGACAGAAGAAUGGAGGCUCUUUCUUUUCUUUUUAAAUUUUUUUUCCUCUUUGGACGCUGAUGAGAAAACGCAGUGGGACAGAUGGACACUGUCACCACAGCAACCAGAGGACAGAGAGAGGUUUUUAUAUUUAAAUCUUCUUUUCACGCCUCACAGGCCGACAGACUGAUCAUCAAUAAAUUAUAUAUUAUCAGUGAAUAUUGACUGACAGAGAGCUGUAGAGGUCAGGUGGUAAUUAUUUAUUUAAAUUAUAUGCUGUGAGUGUGUGUGUGUGUGUGUGUGUGUGUGUGUGUGUGUGUGUGUGUGUGUGUGUGUGUGUGUGUGUGUGUGUGUGUGUGUUGUACAUACAGACGUGUGUGACUGUAAAUAAAACGAUGGGGCUCAAACACACAGUCUAUUCAGGGCUUAAAUGAAACCAACACUGGACUCCAACUCCCACA
Molecule: messenger RNA, 2821 nt
Organism: Thalassophryne amazonica
Lineage: Eukaryota; Metazoa; Chordata; Actinopteri; Batrachoidiformes; Batrachoididae
Product: disks large homolog 4-like
Exons: 19
Coding region: 236-2341 (701 amino acids)
Biological process (GO): chemical synaptic transmission; AMPA glutamate receptor clustering; postsynaptic neurotransmitter receptor diffusion trapping
Cellular component (GO): neuromuscular junction; neuron projection; postsynaptic density membrane
Molecular function (GO): kinase binding
Source: RefSeq, a predicted model, not a curated record